CCGCCGCCGCCCACAAGCCUCAGGCAGGUGCCGACGCGGCCGCGCUCGAGCCCGCGGAGAGGAGCCGUUAGCUAGCGCGCGAUUCGUCCGUCCGUCCGUCCGUCGGGGCGUCCCUUAGUCGGCUUGCCGCAGUUCCUGCCCAGGCCCAGCGGCCGCGGCCCCUCGUCGUCCCCGCCCCCGGAGCCCCCCGGCACAGCCGGGUUUGGAGCGGCAGCCAUGUCCAUGGGCCUGGAGAUCACGGGCACCGCGCUGGCCGUGCUGGGCUGGCUGGGCACCAUCGUGUGCUGUGCGCUGCCCAUGUGGCGGGUGACGGCCUUCAUCGGCAGCAGCAUCAUCACCGCACAGAUCACCUGGGAGGGCCUGUGGAUGAACUGCGUGGUGCAGAGCACCGGCCAGAUGCAGUGCAAGGUGUACGACUCGCUGCUGGCGCUGCCGCAGGACCUGCAGGCGGCCCGCGCCCUCAUAGUGGUCGCCAUCCUCCUGGGCGCUUUUGGGCUCCUCGUGGCGCUCGUGGGCGCCCAGUGCACCAACUGCGUGCAGGACGACACCGCCAAGGCAAAGAUCACCAUCGUGGCGGGCGUGCUCUUCCUGCUGGCCGCCCUGCUCACCCUCGUGCCGGUGUCCUGGUCGGCCAACACCAUCGUCCAGGAUUUCUACAACCCCCUGGUGCCCGAUUCGCAGAAGCGCGAGAUAGGCUCUGGCCUGUACGUGGGCUGGGCGGCCGCGGCGCUGCAGCUCCUGGGGGGCGCGCUGCUGUGCUGCUCGUGCCCGCCGCAGGAGAAGAAAUACGUGCCCACCAAGAUCCUCUACUCGGCGCCGCGCUCCGCUGGGCCAGGCACGGGCACCGGCACAGCCUACGACCGCAAGGACUACGUCUGA
Molecule: messenger RNA, 879 nt
Organism: Miniopterus natalensis
Lineage: Eukaryota; Metazoa; Chordata; Mammalia; Chiroptera; Miniopteridae
Gene: CLDN3
Product: claudin 3
Cellular component (GO): membrane; bicellular tight junction
Molecular function (GO): structural molecule activity
Source: RefSeq, a predicted model, not a curated record